CUGGGGACAUUGCUGGGGACACUUGGGGAUGUUGGGGACAUCAGGGGCCACCUGUUUUCCAUCCCUGUUGUUUUCCAGCUGUAUCCCAGUUUCCAUCCCUGUUUUCCAGGUGUCUCCGUGUUUUCCAGGUGUUUUCCAGCUGUCUCUGGUUCUUUUCCAGGUGUUUUCCAGGUGUUUUCCAGGUGUUUUCCAGCUGUCUCCGGUUGUUUUCCAGGUGUCUCCGUGUUUUCCAGGUGUUUUCCAGGUGUUUUCCAGCUGUCUCCGGUUGUUUUCCAGGUGUCUCCGUGUUUUCCAGGUGUUUUCCAGCUGUAUCCGGUUGUUUUCCAGCUGUCUCCGGUUGUUUUCCAGGUGUCUCCGUGUUUUCCAGGUGUUUUCCAGGUGUUUUCCAGCCGUCUCCGGUUGUUUUCCAGGUGUUUUCCAGCCGUCUCCGGUUGUUUUCCAGGUGUUUUCCAGGUGUUUUCCAGCUGUCUCCGGUUGUUUUCCAGCUGUCUCCGGUUGUUUUCCAGGUGUUUUCCAGGUGUUUUCCAGGUGUUUUCCAGCUGUCUCCGGUUGUUUUCCAGCUGUCUCCGGUUGUUUUCCAGGUGUUUUCCAGCUGUCUCCGGUUGUUUUCCAGGUGUUUUCCAGGUGUCUCCGUGUUUUCCAGGUGUUUUCCAGGUGUUUUCCAGCUGUCUCUGGUUGUUUUCCAGGUGUCUCGGUGUUUUCCAGGUGUUUCCCAGCUGUCUCCGGUUGUUUUCCAGCUGUCUCCGGUUGUUUUCCAGGUGUUUUCCAGGUGUCUCCGUGUUUUCCAGGUGUUUUCCAGGUGUUUCCCAGCUGUCUCCGGUUGUUUUCCAGGUGUUUUCCAGGUGUUUUCCAGGUGUCUCCGUGUUUUCCAGCUGUCUCCGGUUGUUUCCCAGCCGUCUCCGGUUGUUUUCCAGGUGUAUCCCGAUUGUUUUCCAGCUGUCUCCGGUUGUUUUCCAGGUGUUUUCCAGGUGUUUCCCAGCUGUCUCCGGUUGUUUUCCAGGUGUCUUGGUGUUUUCCAGGUGUUUUCCAGGUGUUUCCCAGGUGUUUUCCAGCUGUCUCCGGUUGUUUUCCAGGUGUCUCGGUGUUUUCCGUGGCCGCUCUCCUGCUCCCGGAGCAUUUCCCUCAUUACCUGGCGCAGCUGCGGGCGCUGAGCCUCGGCCCCUCCCUCCUCUUCUCCGCCAAAUUCCUGCUGGUGCUUCCCGUCUGCUACCACACCUGGAACGGGAUCCGGCACCUGGCCUGGGAUCUGGGGAAGGGGCUGCGGCUGCCCCAGGUGACCCAGUCGGGGCUGCUGGUGCUGGCCCUGACCCUGCUCUCCUCCGCCGCCCUGGCCGCCCUGUGAGCCGCAAUUCCCGGGAUUCCUGCGACUCCUGGGAUUCCUGCCGCCAUUCCCGGGAUUCCUGCCGCCAUUCCCGGGAUUCCUGCGAUUCCCAGAGCAAUUCCUGCGAUUCCCAGAGAGAUUCCUGCGAUUCCCAGAGCAAUUCCUGCGAUUCCAGCUGCGAUUCCAGCAAUUCCAGCAAUUCCAGCUGUGAUUCCCGCAAUUCCAGCUGCAAUUCCUGAAAUUCCAGCUGUGAUUCCCACGAUUCCAGCUGCAAUUCCAGCAAUUUCAGCUGUGAUUCCCGCGAUUCCAGCUGCAAUUCCUGAAAUUCCAGCUGCAAUUCCUGAAAUUCCAGCUGCAAUUCCUGAAAUUUCAGCUGCAAUUCCCGCGAUUCCAGCUGUGAUUCCUGCAAUUCCAGCUGCAAUUCCAGCUGCGAUUCCAGCUGCGAUUCCAGCUGUGAUUCCUGCAAUUCCAGCUGCAAUUCCAGCUGCAAUUCCAGCUGCGAUUCCAGCUGCAAUUCCAGCUGCAAUUCCUGAAAUUCCAGCUGCGAUUCCCACAAUUCCAUCAAUUCCUGGAACAAUUCCAUCAAUUCCUGGAACAAUUCCAGCAAUUCCAGCAAUUCCUGGAACAAUUCCUGGAACAAUUCCCACCCUUCCAGGGAAGGUGACGUUUCCCAACCCCUUCCCCGGCCAAAAAAUCAAAUCCUGGGAUGAGCGGAGCUGCCAGCGCCACCCCCCAGGCC
Messenger RNA from Poecile atricapillus (Black-capped chickadee), 2060 nucleotides. RefSeq names its product succinate dehydrogenase complex subunit C (gene SDHC). NCBI's taxonomy places the organism in Eukaryota, Metazoa, Chordata, Aves, Passeriformes, Paridae. Gene Ontology annotation, biological process: mitochondrial electron transport, succinate to ubiquinone; tricarboxylic acid cycle. The record is from RefSeq and is a predicted model, not a curated record. The transcript is spliced from 3 exons. The coding region runs from base 29 to 1342 and encodes 437 amino acids. Gene Ontology annotation, cellular component: membrane. Gene Ontology annotation, molecular function: electron transfer activity; succinate dehydrogenase activity.